This is a messenger RNA of Trachemys scripta elegans, 3045 nucleotides long. RefSeq names its product Bardet-Biedl syndrome 9 (gene BBS9). The transcript is spliced from 21 exons. Gene Ontology annotation, cellular component: membrane; BBSome. Bases 682 to 3003 code for a protein of 773 amino acids. NCBI's taxonomy places the organism in Eukaryota, Metazoa, Chordata, Testudines, Emydidae. The record is from RefSeq and is a predicted model, not a curated record. Gene Ontology annotation, biological process: cilium assembly.
CCUCCUCUCCUGGAUGGUAUAAUGAUAAAAAUAGAAGACAACUGGAGAAUUGUACACAAGUUGUUUUAUGGAGUAAGGUCUAUUUCUAUGUGUGUCAGUACUCUUUGUCCAGAGCCUUAGAAAUUAGCUGUUUUCUUACUAAAUUUGUUGAGAGAUACAAACUGAUAUGCAUUCGCUUUGUAAACCUAUAAUAAAACUAAGACAAUCAUAUGACCACCAAAAAUGUUAAGAUCUUGGAUAAGAAUUAAAUCAGACCCAUAAAAAAUUUCAAAUGGAGGCGUGGACCCCUUUGGAAAUCUUAGAGCGAGUAUGUGGACCACAGGUGGAAAACCACUAUUGUAAAGGAUAAAGAUUUUUUUCCUGGCCUCAUUUCCAGAAUCUUCAGAAAAAUAAAUGUCAUGUGAAUUAAAUGCUCAUGAAAGGUUCCAAUGUGACAGCACAAGUGAAAGCUUCUCUAUUGCCCCUGCAUAUCCUUAGGUUUUUGGUGGCUCUUUCAGACUCUCAGAACUUUCCCGAAGACAUCAGUGCAGUUGAUGGUACAGCCAUGGGCUCUACAAACGCAAUGUUAGAAGGUGCUGCAACUGUUACAAUGGAAGAGAGAACAACAGCGUCCAGGCAAGUUGCAAAAAUAAAAUUCUAGAGUUUCACCUAUUGCCAAGUUUCAUUUAAAUGUGAAGGAGAAUGUCUUUAUUUAAAGCCCGAGAUUGGUGGUCAACAGCUCUUGGAGAAAAAGAAGAAUUUGAUCAAGGGUGUUUAUGUGUAGCUGAUGUUGACAACAGCGGCAGUGGACAAGAUAAAAUAACUGUUGGCAGUUAUAUGGGAUAUCUUCGAAUCUUUAAUCCUCACCCUGUCAAACCUGGAGAUGGAAUGCAAGCUGAAGAUUUGCUCCUGGAAGUGCAACUGCGAGAUCCAAUACUCCAGGUGGAAGUAGGAAAAUUUGUUUCUGGUACUGAACUACUUCAUCUGGCUGUACUGCAUUGCAGAAAACUGUGUGUGUAUGCUGUCUCAGGAACUUUGGGGAAUGUGGAACAUGGGAACCAGUAUCAUAUCAAACUUAUGUAUGAACACAAUCUUCAGCGAACAGCCUGCAACAUGACUUAUGGACCAUUUGGUGGUGUGAAAGGUCGAGAUUUGAUAUGCAUACAGUCCAUGGAUGGCAUGCUUAUGUUGUUUGAACAGGAAAGCUAUGCUUUUGGCCGAUUUCUACCUGGUUUUCUUCUGCCUGGUCCGUUAACUUACAGCUCUCGAACAGAUUCCUUCAUUACAGUCUCUUCCUGUCAACAAGUUGAGAGCUACAAGUACCAAGUGCUGGCAUUUGCAACAGAUGCUGAUGAAAGACAGGAGACAGAGCAGCAAAAAAUGAGUUCUGGAAAAAGGCUUGUUAUGGAUUGGGUUUUAAACAUUGGAGAGCAAGCACUGGAUAUAUGUGUUGUGUCCUUUAAUCAGACCUCCUCUGUUUUUGUGCUUGGUGAGAGAAAUUUCUUUUGCCUUAAGGAUAAUGGGCAAAUUCGAUUCAUGAAAAAACUUGAUUGCAGUCCAAGUUGCUUCCUUCCUUAUUGUUCAGUGUCUGAAGGAACAAUAAACACUCUGGUUGGAAACCAUAAUAACGUGUUGCAUGUUUAUCAGGAUGUGACAUUGAAGUGGGCCACUCAGCUUCCCCAUAUUCCUGUAGCAGUAAAAGUGGGCAAUUUACAAGAUUUGAAAGGUGUUAUAGUUACUCUGAGUGACAGUGGGCACCUGCAGUGUUCCUACCUUGGUACCGAUCCUUCUCUGUUCCAGGCUCCUAAGGUUGAAUCUAGGGAAAUAAACUAUGAAGAACUUGACAGAGAAAUGAAAGAGCUUCAGAAAAUCAUCAAGGAGUCCACAAAAACACAAGAUAUUUUGCCCAAAUCUGAAAAAGGUUAUGAUGAUUUGAGAAUCAUGGCAGAAGUUUCACCUGACUUGGAUGUAGUUUCUCAAGCCAUUGACAGUGAGGUGAGAGCAGAGGCAGUUCCUUCAGUCACAGUAAAGAUCACACUACAGAGUAGAUUGGCUGUGCAGAAAACAAAAUUAUCAAUAUGUGUACAACCUCCUUUAGCACUGACCCAUGACCAGUUCAUCUUUGAUGAUAUAGAGUCGGGCAGAUCUAAAGCUGUAGCUCUGUCUGUCUUUCUGAAAGGGAAUUGUCCACCAGCAGAGCUGGAAGGAAAUGCUGUGGCUUCCUAUAGUACGCCCACAGAUCUCAAUCCUGAAGGAAUACCAAGAGUUGCUCAGUGUAAAUUUAGACUACCCUUGCGAUUAAUCUGCUUUCCAGCUCAACCUUCAAAAACAGCAAACCACAAACUAACUAUUGAUACCAAUAAACCUCCUGUCAGUCUUGUGAACCUUUUCCCAGACUUUGCUGAUCAGUCUGAUGAAGAUCAGGUAAAUGUUCUGGGAUUCCAGUUCUUAACUGGCUCUAGAAUCACUCUUCUUGCUUCAAAAACCUCACAGCGGUAUAGAAUCCAGAGUGAACAAUUAGAAGACCUUUGGCUAAUCACAAAAGAGCUCACUUUUCGUCUUGAAGAACAUUUCAAGAAAGAAAAUAGCAAAGACUUCACAUGUACCUUUUCUGGUUCAGUUCCUUUACAAGAAUAUUUUGAACUAAUUGAUUGCCAUUUUGAGCUUCGCUUGAAUGCUGAAAAAUUUGAAGAACUGUUGUCUGAAAGAGCCAUACAAUUUAGAGCUAUUGAACGACGAUUACUAACUCGAUUCAAAGACAAAACACCUGCUCCCCUCCAACAUCUGGACACCUUGCUAGAAGGAACUUACAGACAGAUAAUAGCUCUAGCAGAUGCGGCUGAGGAAAACCAAGCCAAUAUGUUCCAGGCAUUCACAAAGUUGAAAAGUGCCACCCAGCUGGUGAUUUUGCUGAUUAGUCUGUGGCAGAAACUCAGUACUGACCAAGUUGCUAUUCUGGAAGCUACGUUUUUGCCAUUAAUGCAGGAUACCCAAGAGCUGGUAAGGAUCUGUGAGAUUUACUGAAAAUCUGGAAUUGUGGAAAAGUACGAACUGAUCAAUUAACUU